AUGACGACAUCAUCAUGUGCUAUUGCAAAUUCCUCUCAGGAUCAAGUAAGAAGAGUAAUUUAUCGCUCCGAUAAUGAAAUAAGGAGAUUACAACAAGAGGAAGAAAAGAAGAAGAGAAUUAGUAGGCUGAAAGCUGUGCGAGAAAUGGCAAAAUCCAUCUCUCGGAACAAAACAAAGGAAUAUCAAUUGGUGAAAGAGAAGGAAACACAAGAGAAUAUACAACAAGUUAAACGAGCUUGGCAAGAACGAAAAGACAACGAACUGCAACAGCUCCAAGAAGAAAUAGAAAAGGCAAAACAAAAGAUCGGAGAAGCUCACCGAAAUGCUCAACUCUUUCAUCAACAAUACGAAGAAGAGUUGAAAAGAAAGGAACGUCAACAACACGAAAAUACAAGAAAAGCACAACACCGAUUUGAAAAAUGUAUGAAGGUCGUGAAAUCAGAACAAGCGGCCAAAGAGCAGCUUCAGCAAGAAAAGGAAUAUAGAAUGGAAAAGGCCAAAAACUUGGAAUAUCCUGCAGUGGAACAAGUGCAGAAUGGCUUUGAAAAAUUAUUUGCUGUCCCAUCCAAUCAGCUCAAUAAUGUCAUAGCUGCAUGGAACCCCAUUCAGAAGCGAGAGGAGGCUCCACAAGAUUUUGUACAUUCAUUCCAUCACAAAAAACAGCAUGUAAAUACCGAAAAUCCCCAAAGUGAAAAACUGGCCUUGUCACAACAAGUAAAUCCAUUUGUUGUGAAACAUUUUGAGCCCAACAAGGGUCUUGACGUCAAUAAUCAGCAAGCAGAAAAAGAUAGAGAAGAAAAAAAGCAAUUAGCUGUUCAACGUGCAAUCAUGGAGAAGAAAUUUGCCAAGAAAGCAGCAGAAAAAUUACGAAUGGAUAAGCUGAAAACCACGUUGGAAAAGGAGCUUGAACAUGUUCAAAAAAUAGAUAUCCAACAAAAAGUCGAUUCUCUCACAGACAGUAGCUCGCGUAAUACUCUAGCUGAUAAUCAAUUCAAAAAGAAAAAACAAAUAGAAUUAGAAAAGAAGUUUGAGGAUCUAUUUCGGGCAAGAAUGCCUGAUCUCCAAGACAGUAGUUACUUUUAA
Molecule: messenger RNA, 1083 nt
Organism: Naegleria fowleri
Lineage: Eukaryota; Heterolobosea; Eutetramitea; Acrasida; Naegleriidae
Exons: 1
Coding region: 1-1083 (360 amino acids)
Source: RefSeq, a predicted model, not a curated record